AUGAAGUUUCUUAUAAACAAAGAACGAGAGCAAAUAUUAAACGGCGAUUACAAGCCAAAGGCAAGAUUUACAUACGUUUACGCACUGCUUAAGUCACAGAAAGUGAGGAAAAGAAAAGAAAUUGACUAUAAAAAGCUGUCUACAUCCAAACUACUCAGUUCAAAAAAUUACAACAAAAAGUUGGUCGAGGAGUUGAAGACAAGACCGUUUAAAAAGAUAAUCAAGUACUUUGAGACAAUCUCACCUCUGAAGAACGAGCUGUACUAUUGGCACCCAUCAAGAAAAGUAAACGAUCCCUUGACACUACUGAUCAAGGUGCACAAGCAGAGUGAGUUAUUGAAGAAGAUACGGACAGAGAAGUGCGAAGCGUUGAUAUUUAAGUGCAGAGGAUUCGACAAGUUUGAGAGUAUGCUGCAAGAGAGGAUAAAUAUGAACGAGCUUAAGGUGUUGAACGAGGAUUAUAAUUUUUUUGGCAAGUUUUGGACUAUCAAGAAGGGAAAAAUGCAGGAGUUCUAUGAUUACAUGGGUAAGAAGGGCGCAAUAACCAACAAGAAUAGGAAAACCAUCGAUGUGGUGCAGCGUAUCAUCACGCAUCCCUACUGGUGUGACAAUACAUGUGCAGCCCCAUUUUCGUUUCUUAAAAUGCCGUGUAUGAAAAAUUUAGAUUUUUCAGUUGUAGAGUGCUACUCAUUUUUGGAGAUUGAAAUUGGAGAGAGGACAGUUACGGUGAGUUUCAGGGAAUUUAAUGGGCUGUUAAAGAAGGACAAAAAGUAUGAAGCGGUUUGGUGUGCCCUAGGAGUGAGUUAUAGCGAGACAAUCGAAAUAGAUUAAAUGUGUUUGAUAAGCAAUGUGCUAUUGGUACAAAUGGAAAUGUUGAAACAUAAAAAUUGCAUCUCUACAUUUUAUCAUAUAAAUAAAAAGACAAC
Messenger RNA from Vavraia culicis subsp. floridensis, 926 nucleotides. RefSeq lists its product as uncharacterized. NCBI's taxonomy places the organism in Eukaryota, Fungi, Microsporidia, Pleistophoridae. Bases 1 to 831 code for a protein of 276 amino acids. The record is from RefSeq and is a predicted model, not a curated record. The transcript has a single exon.